ACGUGCUGACGAAUCGACUCUUCCUAAACAUCGAUUCAAAACAACUUGAGGACGCAUAACAUAUUAAAAACCACACAACAAGCACAAACACAAAACAAAUAGAAAAAAACAGUCACAGUUAACAAAAUGUCGGAAAUGCAAAUGGAUUGUGCGUUGGAUCUGAUGAGGCGACUGCCGCCCCAACAGAUUGAGAAGAAUCUGAUUGACUUGAUUGAUUUGGCGCCCGACUUGUGCGAGGAUCUGUUAUCGUCCGUGGAUCAGCCGCUGAAGAUAGCCAAAGAUAAGGAACACGGCAAGGACUAUCUGCUGUGCGAUUAUAAUCGUGAUGGCGACUCGUAUCGCUCGCCCUGGUCCAACUCGUAUUACCCAGCGCUGGAGGAUGGCCAAAUGCCGUCGGAACGUUUACGCAAACUGGAAAUCGAGGCGAACUAUGCAUUCGACCAGUAUCGCGAAAUGUACUAUGAGGGCGGUGUCUCCUCCGUUUAUCUGUGGGAUUUGGAUCACGGUUUUGCCGCUGUGAUACUCAUCAAAAAGGCCGGCGAUGGCAGCAAAAUGAUACGCGGCUGCUGGGACUCGAUACAUGUGGUGGAGGUGCAGGAGAAAACAACGGGGCGCACCGCACAUUACAAGCUCACUUCAACGGCCAUGCUGUGGCUGCAGACAAACAAACAGGGCUCGGGCACAAUGAAUCUAGGCGGUUCACUGACUCGCCAAACGGAACAGGAUGCCAAUGUGAGCGAAUCCUCGCCGCAUAUCGCAAACAUUGGCAAAAUGGUCGAGGAGAUGGAAAACAAAAUACGCAAUACACUAAACGCAAUUUACUUUGGCAAGACCAAGGACAUCGUGAACGGAUUGCGCAGCACACAGUCCCUGGCCGAUCAGCGGGAUCAGGCCGCCAUGAAACAGGAUCUGGCAGCAGCAAUAUUGAGGCGCAAUGUCAAGCCCGAAUCGAACUGAGCUGUUGACGCCUCCGGCGCUAACCGCGUUUAUAGGGACAGUAAUCGAAUUGGCCGCAUAAUUCAAUUUCAUUAUGAGCAUUACCAACUACCAAGUAACACAAUGCGCAUUUCUAGGCAUUAAAUUUGUUAACAAAAAAAAAAAAGAGAUAAACAUUAAUAGAAAACUUGUUAAAUGAAAGAAGAUAAAACGUAUGAAUGUAAAUUGACUGCCCCGAUUUCUACUAACCCCCUCCUCCAACCGCCUUGUUGCAAUUUACAUAAAUUUCAAGUCCACACUCGUAUAUGUCGCGCCAGCUCUGCCGCCGCCCUUUAGACAGUAUCUUUAAGUAACUUUGAGUAUUUUGUAUCUGUAUAAUGCAUAUACAAUGAUUUGUAUCUGAAAGUCGAUGCGAAAUUGUACGGAUAUCGCUUUGCGCGAUUCAUUUGAAAGCGAUUCGAUUAGUUUGCAUUUGCAUUUUUCUUUGGAAACGUUUGCUGCGUUCGAGAAUAAAUAAUUGUGUUUAUAUAUAAAAUAAAAUAAAAUAAAUAAUGUAUGUAUGUGUAUUCUAACAAUAAGAAGCUCGAAGCAUAAAUUUUACAUUAUGUACUUUUACUGAAACGCUCUGUAUUAUGUGAAAAAUACACAUUACGUAUCGAUCAGAGAAAUCUAAUUCUAA
This is a messenger RNA of Drosophila novamexicana, 1615 nucleotides long. RefSeq names its product F-actin-capping protein subunit beta (gene cpb). Gene Ontology annotation, cellular component: cytoplasm; F-actin capping protein complex. The transcript has 3 exons. Gene Ontology annotation, molecular function: actin filament binding. Gene Ontology annotation, biological process: actin cytoskeleton organization; cell morphogenesis; barbed-end actin filament capping. The record is from RefSeq and is a predicted model, not a curated record. NCBI's taxonomy places the organism in Eukaryota, Metazoa, Arthropoda, Insecta, Diptera, Drosophilidae. Bases 127 to 957 code for a protein of 276 amino acids.